AUUUUAUAGAAGGUUUAUCGGUUCUAGGCGACGUAUUCGUGCUGUUUCGGACUGUACCAUUUGUCGUCGAAUCCAGACGUGCAGAAAAAAAUGUUCAUUGAGGCACAAGCUCUACUUCCGGACAACAACACGCCGGUCACCUAUGGAAUUUUGGAGCGAGCCGUGUACGCGAAAGCGGUCGUCAAAGAGAUGUUCCGGAUGAAUCCGAUAUCGGUAGGCGUCGGCCGGAUACUACCAGAGGAGUGCGUGUUUUCGGGAUACAGAGUCCCGGCAGGAUCGGUCGUGGUCACGCAAAACCAGGUGAGCUGCCGUCGGGAGGAAUACUUCCGGCGACCCGACGAAUUUGUGCCGGAGAGAUGGCUAAAAGACAGCGUCGAUUACCAGUCAGUUAGUCCGUAUUUGGUCUUACCUUUUGGUCACGGACCAAGGACGUGUAUAGCGAGACGUCUGUCAGAACAAUUCCUGCAGGUCGUGCUCAUAAAAAUUGUCAGGAACUUUGAAAUGACUUGGACAGGACCAAAGUUGGACAGUAAAUCUUUAUUGAUAAACAAACCGGACGGACCGAUAUCUUUAAUAUUCAAGACCAGAGACUGAACAAUAUCAUAUUAAUUUUAAGUACUUCACUUAAUAUAAGAAUAUAAUAUAGCUUAAUAACAAAUUAUAAUUUAUAAUAAAAUAUAAUAAACUUGUAACUUUAAAA
This is a messenger RNA of Rhopalosiphum padi (bird cherry-oat aphid), 700 nucleotides long. RefSeq names its product cytochrome P450 302a1, mitochondrial-like. Gene Ontology annotation, molecular function: iron ion binding; monooxygenase activity; oxidoreductase activity, acting on paired donors, with incorporation or reduction of molecular oxygen. The coding region runs from base 91 to 594 and encodes 167 amino acids. The record is from RefSeq and is a predicted model, not a curated record. The transcript is spliced from 3 exons. Lineage: Eukaryota; Metazoa; Arthropoda; Insecta; Hemiptera; Aphididae.